Molecule: messenger RNA, 1516 nt
Organism: Hypoxylon trugodes
Lineage: Eukaryota; Fungi; Ascomycota; Sordariomycetes; Xylariales; Hypoxylaceae
Exons: 1
Coding region: 577-1197 (206 amino acids)
Source: RefSeq, a predicted model, not a curated record
GUUAUUUUCCCAAGCAGUCGCCCUCAAUCGCCCUGUUUUUUAACUGAGAGUAGACGCGUAGUACACCUUAUGACUCUUGACUUGGAACCAAUCAAGCUCAUAGAAUUGUUAGGAGACCUGCCUUUUUCGACAAACUCGAUGAGACAUCUUGGCGUCGAAUUUACCCAUCGACUCCAGUGGAAUUGGGGGUCGUCGCAUUUGUAAGUAUCGGACGAAGGACUCCUAAUCUAGAAGUUGGCUUCCUAGGCCAUGAUAGUGACGUAUUCCCCAAGUAUUUCGAAGCUGUCGCCGUGAUAAAUCAGUUCUUAAGAUGUAUGCCUGCGAUAAAACGAAUUCUUGAAGUAUUUGCGCUAUACCGAUGUUAUAAAACCACCGUGCACUUCAAAAGCCGCCCCAAAGAUAGGCAUCAUUCCGCUAUCCUUCAGUGAGUAGUAGCGCUAUUAGCACCAACGGUUUCGGGUCUUACACCUACCUACGCUCGGGCAGAGGAGAUUAUAACGCCGCUUACUUUCGGUGCUUUUUCAACACCUACGAAUAUCUAUCUACCCUGGUAGGUAUCCAAACCAACAGACAUCUAUGGGAACACGACGAUUCGGCCGAAGUCGAAGUAUUUUAUCUUUACUUCUUCUUACCGUCUUAUUCCUCUUAUACCGAUAUACCGGUACAUCUGAUAUCAAUUCUCCCAAGUCGAUCACUACCAUCAAAAUGACAGACUCUACCGACGUCAUCUCCAAACUCACGGUAUCAAUCCGCCAAGUCAGCUCGACUUCUCCGCCGAAGCUAGCCAUCGCUGUCACCAAUGCCAACUCUAGCCCCGUGACGAUCCUAACUUGGAACUCGCCGUUGGAUCCGCUGGCUUUACAGCUAGGCCUCGUGUCUUUUGUACCCACAGGAAGCGACAACGAGGAAGCUGUACAUAUGCCGAAGAUUCAAAUCAGGCGAAAGAUGCCGCCGGGGCCGGAAUCCUUGGUCACGAUCGGAGCGGGUCAAACGAGGGAACAGGAGCUGGAACUCAGGCAACCUAUCGUACCACUGGAGAAGCUACGUGGCAGGCCGUUUAGCGUCGUCUGCAAAGGGGAAUGGACGGGUGUCUGGCUUUCAGAGGCCGACGGUGUUAGUAAGGCUUCCUUGGAGAAAGCUGGCGCCAGUGACGACGCUUAUAAGGGGACAUUUGAAAGUGAGGCAGUCGUAGUAUAAUUUUCAUGAGUUGAUUUUAGUUGAUAUUUAGUUUAGGUGGGAGGGGAAUAUUUGUAUCGAGGCCCGACUGAGUAUUUCUCUCGUUGUCAUCUGAGUGAUCCUUCAUUAAGUCAAGUUGGAGAAGAUUCGAAUAAUAAACCAGUUAUUCAUACAGAACUAAUCUUUACGUAGAAAUAUCUUAAAACAUGUGAACGUGUAUAAGAUAUGUGUCUCUCUGUCGGUCAAUUGAAUCAAUGCGAACUCGGCGAUAUGGAUCAUAUGCGGUGAUGAUUGUUUGAAGGGGUUAUGAACAGGUCACAGUUGGGUAUUUAAAUCGUCG